Messenger RNA from Meloidogyne enterolobii, 231 nucleotides. NCBI's taxonomy places the organism in Eukaryota, Metazoa, Nematoda, Chromadorea, Rhabditida, Meloidogynidae. The record is from the annotation of a GenBank genome assembly.
UUAGAAUGGCCAACAAUGACACAUUUACCUGAGUAUAAGCCCUAUCCACCAUAUCAUAGAGCAACAAAUUGUUGGGAAAAAGCCAUGCCUAUUCCGAAUGAUUUAGCUAGAGAUUUAUUAAAGCGUCUUCUUGUUUGUAAUCCACAACAAAGAAUUAAUGCAGAUGUUGCUUUAACACAUAAAUACUUUUCUAUACCUUCAACAAAUACGAAUUCAAUUAAGAAAAUUUAA